This is a messenger RNA of Sceloporus undulatus (fence lizard), 2932 nucleotides long. It is a transcript of the gene GRB2, whose product is annotated as growth factor receptor bound protein 2. Gene Ontology annotation, molecular function: protein binding. Lineage: Eukaryota; Metazoa; Chordata; Lepidosauria; Squamata; Phrynosomatidae. The record is from RefSeq and is a predicted model, not a curated record. The coding region runs from base 321 to 989 and encodes 222 amino acids. The transcript has 6 exons.
GACCGUGGCGGAAGCUGUUCCGCUGCUGAGGCCGAAGACAGAAGCCGCUGAGGCGGGGCGGACGAGAAGAGAGAGAGAGGGGGGGGGAGGCAGGAAGGCGAAAGAGAAAGAGAGGGGGCCGCUUGGAGCGGAACCCCAGCGGGCUUAUUACGGGCGGAGGGGCCCUCGGCCUGCGCGGGAGACGGCGCCGGAGCUCCGGCCGAGGAAGGGCUCCACGGACACCAGCACCAGGAAGAGGAAGGGCUGGAGCGGGAGGGCCCCGAGACGGAGACACAGAGAGAAAGAGAGCCCCGCCGGAGCUGUAGGGAAGCGGCCCCAGCAUGGAAGCCGUCGCCAAGUACGAUUUCAAAGCCACCGCGGAUGACGAGCUCAGCUUCAAACGGGGGGACAUCCUGAAGGUUUUGAAUGAAGAAUGUGAUCAAAACUGGUACAAGGCAGAACUCAAUGGCAAAGAUGGCUUCAUUCCCAAAAAUUAUAUUGAAAUGAAACCACAUCCGUGGUUUUUUGGGAAGAUCCCGCGAGCAAAGGCUGAGGAGAUGUUGGGCAAACAGAGACAUGAUGGUGCCUUCCUCAUCAGAGAGAGUGAAAGUGCUCCUGGAGACUUUUCUCUUUCGGUCAAAUUUGGAAAUGAUGUGCAGCACUUUAAGGUGCUUCGAGAUGGAGCUGGCAAGUACUUCCUUUGGGUGGUAAAGUUCAAUUCUCUAAAUGAGCUGGUAGACUAUCACAGAUCAACCUCUGUUUCCAGAAAUCAACAGAUAUUCCUCCGGGACAUUGAACAGGUGCCUCAGGUAAGGGAGAAAGAGCAACCCACAUACGUACAGGCUCUUUUUGAUUUCGACCCUCAGGAGGAAGGUGAGCUGGGCUUCCGUCGUGGAGACUUUAUCCAGGUCCUUGACAAUUCUGACCCCAACUGGUGGAAGGGAGCCUGUCAUGGACAAACAGGCAUGUUUCCACGCAACUAUGUGACCCCAGUGAACCGGAACAUCUAGAGCAAAUUAUUAAAGAUUAUUUAAGGAAACAAGAGAAACAGUAAAGUACACAUUCAGAGUCUAACAGCAGCCAGUGAUCUCCAGUCAUCAGGCCAUAAAAUCUGAGUCACCCUCUCUGCAUGAGGGAAAUACUUCUUUUCACUCAGAAUGGACUUUGUGGGGAGGGGACAGUAAAAGGGUCCAACUUGUGCGCCAAAACUUACCUUUUAAAUUAAAAUGCAUAUUAAUUGAUUAUCUUGGUUACUUCUAGGGGGCUGUAUUUUGUUCACUUAUUCUUUCUUCCCCGCCACUGACACAGCAAUUCAUCAGAGCAUGACAUCUUAAUGUUAAAUGGAGGCCAUGCCAUUAAAGAAAGAUGAGAAAGCUCUUUGGGUGUUUAUGUUUAUGCAAAAACUGUUUUUUUAAAAUGGGAAUAAGGGGGGGACCAGAUCCAUAAGCCAAUUGAAAAACAACACACACAUGCCAAUUCUGCUUUUGCCUUCAAGAUUUUCCUUUGGUAAGGUAAGGUCUUUUUCGCCCCCUUCCAUCUAAAAUUUCAGCAUUUCCAGAGCAGAGGGAAGAUGGCUUUAUCCCCCACAGGUUGCAGGACUGUUCUGAAAAAUUCUGUCCUUAAGCCAGAUCAUGUUCUCAUUAACCAUGUUAGCUUUUUUUUUAUUUAAGCAUGUGGAUGAGCACAUUGUUGUAUUUUUCCAUUAGUGCCUUUCCCUCAUUUCCUUAAUUUUUUUCAGUAAAAUGACAGUCCACAGCUUUCAAAUUUUUCCUGCUUUUAUGUAAAUAUUUAAUAAAUUGAAUUAUUUGUAGCUUUAUUAUUAAAUGCAGAGAUCUCCACAAAACAGAUGGAGCUUUAAAACAUGUAUGAGCAUCUGAUACCUUUAUUAUCAAAUGGGAAAGGCAUAAAUUUUUCUGUAAGAGGCAAGGCUAGAGCUUGAAGCCAGGAACCUUUGAGUGGCAAGAGAAGAUUGCACUUGUGUGAAAAGUAUGGCAUAUUGUUUGAAGCUGCCGUAUUAUAGAGAUUGACUAGCCUGGAACAUCUGAAAUAUAUGUUUUAUGUUACAAGGAGACCUCAAGAUUGUGCUUAAUUAUGCUUAACAUCUUAUGGAAUGUUUGAACAUGAUGCUUGGUGAUAAACAGUCCAGCCCUUGUACAGCUGGCUAACAACAAUUGUUAUCUAUGACUGGUUCUCACAAAAAGGAAAUUACUGUCUUUGUAUUUUGGCAGUUCCUUAUCCCUUCAUGCCAGCAUUACUUUAGUUGAAAGAGCCAUGCUUCUUAUUCCUAGUUCACAGCAGGCUGUGUGAUGGAUUGUAUUUCAGCCUAAUGUCCCCUGAUAAAAAUCACACAAUGCCAUUCUCGUGAUAUUAGGAAUGGAUUUGGACUUGAGACAGGGGAGAGCAACCUUCUGAGCUCUUGUGCCAAUAUCACCUUAUUUGCUUUUGCUGAGCCAUCUGGCUGAAACAUUCAUCCCAACAACAGAUCCCAAAGCCACCACAGAGGUCUCCUGUUCUGCCUAGAUGGAGAAAUUCUUGUGUUGGCGGGUGCCUUUUUAUAGUAAGUGUUAGAAGUGUGUUAUUCAUGAGAUGAACUCUGCCUUACAUUUCCAUUUCUCCCAGCAAAUGAAAGAAAAAGCUGCCCUGUAGUACAUUAAUUUCUUAUCCUUUCCUUCCUAGCUGUCUUUCUCUCUCCCACUGUACCUCCUUUCUUCUGAAAUGAUUGGAAAAGAAAUCUAUGGCAUUCUACACUUGGACCAUUUGAUUGUUUUCUUAUUUUGGAAUUGGUGUAUAUCAUGCAGCCUUGCAGACAUAAUGUCUUGUGUGUAUAUAUAUAUUAAAAACCAGUGUUUAAAUAAAAACAGGCCUAUGUAUGUAAUCCUUUAACUCAGCAGCAGCAUUUGUUAGAUAGUAAUUAACUGUGAAUAAUAAAUAUACAUUGAAUUCUUCACUUGAA